Messenger RNA from Dunckerocampus dactyliophorus (ringed pipefish), 5623 nucleotides. Its product is annotated as sex comb on midleg-like protein 2. Gene Ontology annotation, cellular component: nucleus. NCBI's taxonomy places the organism in Eukaryota, Metazoa, Chordata, Actinopteri, Syngnathiformes, Syngnathidae. The transcript has 15 exons. Gene Ontology annotation, biological process: regulation of DNA-templated transcription. The coding region runs from base 177 to 2240 and encodes 687 amino acids. Gene Ontology annotation, molecular function: protein binding. The record is from RefSeq and is a predicted model, not a curated record.
GUUGACUUGCAGUAGCAUGCGAUCUUUGGCACACAUUAUAACCACACUGGACGAGGGAAAAGAUGGUAGCUGACGAUUAGCAAAAAAAAAACAUAUUUUGGAUUCUUCCACAGGAAAGGCGGCACUUGAAAGGACUGGAGUGUCAAGUUGAGUAUCAAGCGUCACCAUCGGUCACCAUGGGAAAAACAACACUCAAAGAUCAAAGGGAUGGCAGAAAGGAGAAAGCAGCAGCAGGAACAAACCCAGAAGCAACCAAAGAAUCCUUCACUUGGGAAGAAUAUCUUAAAGAAACGUCGUCCGCACCGGCGCCACCCAGUUGUUUUCGUCAGGCUCGAGUGCCACCAUCUAACGACUUCAAAGUGUGCAUGAAACUGGAGGCCCAGGACCCGCGCAACUCCACCUCGGUGUGCAUCGCCACCGUCAUGGGCCUGACGGGGGUUCGCCUGCGACUCCGCCUGGACGGCGGCGACAACAGCAACGACUUCUGGCGGCUGGUCGACUCCUCGGACAUCCAGCCGAUUGGCACAUGCGAGAAGAACGGAGACAUGCUUCAGCCGCCCCUGGGAUUUCGCAUGAAUGCCUCGUCAUGGCCCAUGUUCCUACUGAGAACCUUGAAUGGAGCAGAGAUGGCUCCAGGAACAGCCUUCAAAAAGGAGCCCCCCAGACCCUCCCAGAACAGCUUCAAAGCGGGCAUGAAGUUGGAGGCCGUGGACAAGAAGAACCCGCACCUCAUCUGCCCCGCCACCGUCGGGGAGGUGAAGGGCGACGAAGUAUUCAUCAUGUUCGAUGGCUGGAGGGGCGCCUUCGACUAUUGGUGCAAGUACGACUCGCGGGACAUCUUCCCUGUGGGCUGGUGCUCGCUCACCAAGCACAGCCUCCAGCCCCCCGGCAACAGUGUUACGUUGCCGAAGAACCUGCAAGUUCUGCCCUCGUCGUCGCCAGCCAAGCCCAGUAGGCGUUCCCUGCAGACCCCCUACAGACUCCCCAACCCACUGCCACAGCUGCCCGUCAGGAAGGGAGUACGGGGUCGCCGGCCCAAGAGCGAGACCUUAGCCCUCCUCAAAGCUGUGGCCGAGGCCGCUGCGGCCCAAAAUGGCAGCACAGUCCACAACACACAGCUGGUGCCUCGGCCGCACAAAAAGAGAGGCCCCAAACCAGGAAGCAAGAGAAAGCCUAAGGAUCUCCAAAGAGUGUCACAUCCGGGCCGGCCCACCAUCCAGAUUCCGCAUGGAAGCCCUGCCAGCCUGCCCUCUGUCAUCUCAACAGUGUGCGUCUACGUCAACAAACGGGGAAACUGCGGCCCGCACCUGGACCGGAAACAAAUGCAGCAUCUGCCAGACCACUUUGGCCCUGGGCCUGUCAACACUGUGCUACAGCAGGUGGUCCAGUCCUGUUUGGACUGCGCGUACCAGCCCAAAGUCCUGCUCGGCGCUCUGCACACGCACUCAGGAGGCGGAGAGGUGGUCAGAGUGAGAACAGAUGGGGGGGUCCGUGUGGUCAAACUCCCCUCAGCGUUGAGCGCUGCCUUUGUGCUGCGCUUUUUGGAGACAAUGUGUCGUCACCUGCAGUGCGACAACCUGUUCAGCAGCCAGCCCUUCAGCCACUACAACAAUGCCUAUGACCGGGACAGGACCAAGUCAGUGAAAGAGGAGACGCCGGACACGCCUUCGCUGGCUCGGGUUGGCAAACGAAGCCUCGCCGGGAUGUCGCCGCCCUACGCCGCACCCGUGUCUCCAAAACACGUACGCACAGACGCCCACCCUUCAGAAGCUGAGACGCUGCCCCACCAAGACAACGUCCUCAUGAAGGAGCAGUGCUACAUGGACUCCGCCUCCAACUCCAUAACCCCACCUCCCCAGAUGCUGCGCAGCUGUUCUGAGAACCGUCCCCCGUCCGCUGGCGCCACCCCCGUCCAUCGCCUGUUGUCCAAUCCCGCCUCCGCGCAGCUGCUCAGACGAGCUGAAGCCAGCUCCACCACCGGACCAGACAGCGCCUCCCUGCAGCUGACACCUGGGAAGAACCCGUCGUCCUGGUCCAUCGAGGAGGUGAUGCGGUUUGUGAGGGACGCCGACCCCACCACCUUAGCGCCGCAUGCAGAAUUGUUCCGAAAACACGAAAUUGACGGCAAGGCGCUGCUUCUGCUGCGUAGCGACAUGAUGAUGAAGUACAUGGGCCUCAAGCUGGGCCCCGCCCUCAAGCUGUGCCACCACAUUGACAGGCUCAAGCAGGGCAAAGUGUGACAUGCAGACAGGUCACAUGCUUUGCACCACGCUGCCCGGCGGGUUUGGACAUUUGACCACGGCCCACAGAACCCGAUCCCCUCCACCCCCCCAGCAACAGUCGUUACCCCCCACCUCCCUCAAAGACGGAGAUUGUUUCUUCUUCUUUUUGUCUUCUGAUGACUUGCCUGACUGUUAACAUUUCCAGUGGCAGAGGAAUGGUGGGGGACCGAGAAGGCAUGGGGUCGCUUUCACUUCCUGUUUGCCUCAUUGUGGGGCGACACCCACCUGCCUGAAAAGAAUGUCUCUCUACGCAUUCCGUUCCCUUCCUUCGUUACCUUCACACACUGGCAUCUAGAAGAACUGGGAUAGGCAAAAAGGAGUGCAGUACCGCUUGUAACCAGCAGAGGUCAGCAGUGCUACUUUUUACAAUGGAAAAUUUCGCUAAACUCCAAGCUACUUUGAAAAUACUUGAGGUAAUCGUGUUAUGGUUCAUGAAAUAAAUAUUGAAAAAUAUGGCCUUAGUAUUUAUGCCAUCUGAAAUUAAUAUCGAACUGAUGAUAGAUGUGAUUUUUUAAAAUUCAAAUUCAAAAUUAUGAAAAACAAAAAAACAAAUGUUUUUAAGUAAUAAAAACAUUUUUUUAGUUGUAAAAUAAAGUUAUUACUUAUUUUGGAAACAUCUUUCAGCAAAAUUGAAAAUGAAAUAAAUGAAAAAUAAAUUCAUGAGUGUUUUUGCAUUUGGUCAAAAGAUUUUUUUUUUUUAGUUCAAAUGGAAAAUGAUUUUUGAAAAAUAAAAAAUCUUAAAACAAAAUUAAAGCUAUAUUCAUGAACUUUUAAUUAGAAACAUUUUCUAUUUGCUUGUUGUGAAGCAAUGUGGAUUAUUCUUGAAAUAAAGACAUCGCGCAAACACACCCUUUAGUAUUUUUAGUAUCUAAAACGGGUGUCCAAAGUGCAGCCUGUGGCACAUUCUAAAAAAAAGAAUUUAACAAAAAACCUUUAAAAAACAGCAAAAAUGGAAAUAACAGUAAUUUUACAAGAAUAAACUCAAAAUAUUAAGAGAAAAAGUUGUAAUCUAAUGAGAAGUCAUGAUUUUUCCGAGAAAAACAACACGAUAUUUUGAGGAAAAAUAGCGUCCUUUUAAUAGCAUAAUGUUUAAAUAUUAAAAAAAAGUUUUUUCUUUAAUAUUUUUUUAAGUCAUAAUAUGAGAAACUAAACAACGAGUAAAGUUGUGAUUUUGGGAAAAUUAGGUCACUGAAAAAGUUAUGUUAUGAGAAUAAAGUCAAGAUAUUAGGGAAUAGUCAGAAUUAUGAAAAUAAAGUUGACAGUUGGAAAAUAAAAAACAACCACCACAAAAAUGCCUUCUCAAAAUAAAUCAAACCUCACAAAAUGCUCAGCGUUAAAUUUGUCUCCCGCCGUAUCCCUGCGCACCGUCGCAUGUGCGUUCAUAUGUGACGAAGACACUCACAUCUUCUUCCGCUGUGGAACACUUGCGUAAACAAGAUGGCCGCGGCGCUCAGUCGCAGAAGUAGAUUCCAUCACAUACACAAGAAUGGACAGGCAUUCAGUACGCAGACAGUGCGCAGGAAUACGGCGGGAGACAAAUCACUGAGCAUUUUGUGAGGUCGGACUUUUGAGAAGGCAUUUUUGUGAUGCAAAUGUAUAAUCUAAAGUUGUACCUCAGAAAUUUACAAACCAAUACCACCUUAUAAUGAAAAAGUAAUUUUAAAGUUUUCCCAUAAUACAUUGCGUCUGAGCAAAGCACUCAGUGGUGCUUGCCGGGGUGCUGCAAUGAUCUCAGCCUCCCUCUGGUCGACAGGGGCAGCAUUACAGUGCCAUCCAUCUACUCAUUUUCUAUGCCGCUUGUCCUCCAAUGAAAUGCUUUGCUCAGACGCAACGCAAUAUGGGAAAACUGUUUUUUUUUCCAUUUUAAACUCCCAUUGGUACUUGUUUGUAUAUUUCUUAAGUACAGUUUUUAGUGUUAAGUUGUGUGUGAUGAGUUUAAUGUUAUUGUAAGAUGAAACCGUGAGUCAAAGUGUUCUAUUGAGUUAUAACCUACUGCAAUUUCCAAUGGAUUGACAAGUUAGUCGUGAGUUUAGUCAGAUCUCAUAAUUUGCUCCUGUCAAAGAAAGAACUGCCUGGGCGUCAUGGACUCGGACAAUAUGCCAUUUUAUGACAUGGACAUGUGCAGUUUAUAGUCCGGUGCGGCUUAUACUGUAUUUGUACAAAUCUGUUUUUUCCUCUAAAUUUAGUGGGUGCGGCUUAUACACUGGAAUUUACGGUAACUUCUAGCAUAUCUACAUGUUUUGCUUUACAAAAUAUCCAGGUGGCAAAGUUGCACUCUUCAUUUUUCACUAUGUGGCUCCCGCUGGAAAAACAUUAUGACAAUCAAAAGUGCGUCCUUUACAUCAACUUUGAUAAACAACGCUCUCGUCUACUUUUUGAAAAAGAUCUGUAAAUUAUGCUUCAACAUCAUUUGCAUUUUGUCGUUUCUGUUUCACUUUAAACUUGGAGCCUGUGGGAAUGUGUUGUUCUUCAUUUGGAAUAAUGAUGAUUAGGAGUGCAUGAGAAAGUGAAAGGCAUGAAAUGGACUUUUGAAGCAAUAAAAAAAGUAAGCGUGAAGUCAGCAAAGAAGUUUAUGAAAAGAUACAUUUAGUGUAUAAAUAAGCAUUUUGACAACACAAUAAAUUAGUGGCGUUACAAUGAAACCGUAGCAAACAUAUCAGAUUCAUAACAAUAAUAAAUACGUCUUCAUCCACACAAUGUAAAUUUGUUGCAUUCCUUCAAAUCAUCAUCAUCAUCUCAACAGGCAGCAAACAACCCUGUCACCUUGUUUCUUGAUUUUUCUUAUGCUAAACUACCACAAAGUGCACAGGAGAAGGUAAACUAACACACACACACUCGAUGGAAGAAAAAAAUGUGAUGUUCCACCUUGACUUUUUUUGAGUUUGAGUACAAAAGUCUUCCAGGUAAUAAAAACAUUUUGCGUUAAAGCGAGCUCACAUGCUAACGGUUCUAACCAUAAACCAAAGGAACGCUCGAUGAUGACUGCUAUGUGCCACGAAGAGCGCGGUGCGGGCAUUCACUUCCUGGGGAAGAGCGCAGCCAGUCUCUGCUUCUUGAUAGGCAGGAAGUGGAUCUCCUGUGAGCUCACCUUCUUCAGCUUGAUGGCUCGGUUCUUCGACGUCUUCUUCAGGUGCUCGCCAGUGUCGGGCGCCUCCCCCUCGGGUGCCGGCGGCACGCCGUAGAGCUGCUGCAGCGGUGCCCCCUUCUGGUCUCGCUUGAUGGAGAAGUUCUUGGUGGACGAGCUGGAGAGGCUUUUGAUCUUGCCGCAGAGGAUGGCUGGGAUGGCGUCCUUCACCGAGACGAUGACCUUGGCGGUCUGCGAGGCACUGACGAUCUCCAGG